Molecule: messenger RNA, 1200 nt
Organism: Exaiptasia diaphana
Lineage: Eukaryota; Metazoa; Cnidaria; Anthozoa; Actiniaria; Aiptasiidae
Product: synaptosomal-associated protein 25
Exons: 9
Coding region: 111-746 (211 amino acids)
Biological process (GO): exocytosis; synaptic vesicle fusion to presynaptic active zone membrane; synaptic vesicle priming
Cellular component (GO): plasma membrane; SNARE complex
Molecular function (GO): SNAP receptor activity; syntaxin binding
Source: RefSeq, a predicted model, not a curated record
UGAAGAGGGAGGACGGAGUGAAAGUUGGUGUUUGGAACGGAAUUUGUACGUAUUGGACAUUCAAUCCGAUCAUAUUUUAAGCAAGCAGUUCUACAUAGAAAUAUAUCACCAUGUCUGAUGAAGACAGAAUGCGGAGUGAGAUUGCAGGAAUGCAAAUGAGGGGAGACGAACUAACUGACGAGUCCCUAGAGAGUACUCGUCGUAUGCUACAAAUGUCAGAAGAGACACAAGACAUUGGAAUCAAGACGCUAGUUACUUUAGAUGAACAGGGUGAACAACUUGAUAGAGUUGAAGAAGGUCUUGAUCAAAUUAAUGCUGAUAUGAGAGAAGCCGAGAGAAAUCUUACAGGAAUGGAAAAAUGCUGUGGGCUUUGUGUUUGUCCAUGGAAAAGAAGAAAAAAUUAUGAAAAAAGUGAAGCAUAUAAAAAAGCUUACAAAAAGAAUAAUGAAGAUGGUGUUGUAUCUAGCCAGCCUGGAGGCUAUAAUACAUCAACUAGCAGAACUGAUGCUCCUUCCUCUGGCUAUGUACAAAGAAUUACCAAUGAUGCCAGAGAAGAUGAAAUGGAUGAAAAUUUAGGUCAAGUAUCCAACAUCAUUGGAAAUCUUAAGUCAAUGGCUGUGGACAUGGGCAAUGAAAUUGAUACUCAAAAUAGACAGCUAGAGCGCAUUAAUGCCAAGGCUGAAUCAAAUGAUGCAAGAAUAAAUGUGGCUAAUAAGAGAGCAAGAGACAUUCUUCGAAAUGCUUAAAAAAUGGUUAUUACAUUAUCUUUAUCAGUCUAAUUCUUUAGGAAUUAAGAACAGUGGUGAUUUACAAUCUGAGGCUCACAUAAAUCAUAAAAAUUGCAGUGUAAUGAUUAAUUAUAAACGAUUAUUUUCAUAAACACCUUCAUUUGAUUUUGAUUGUGAACAUAUUUCGUUGUGAUAGCUGUUAAAAUGCAGUGUAAAUCAGGUUAUGAUUGCUUAUUUGUAGACAUCUCUCUUUUAUUGUCCAUUUUGAUCUUGAUUAGAAUGUGUUUUAGUAUUCUAUCAUCCAUAAUACUAUAAAAGUAUAAGUUUGUAUAUUGUUGCAGUAGUUUUUAGACUUUAGUCUUGUCAUUUAAAUUUACCCGCCAUUUUUAGCAAAAAUAUUGUAAAGCACAAAUUUGGUACAAAAGACAGUGCCCUGUUGUACAAUUGUAAUAAAGACCAUUAGUAUAAAAAA